Messenger RNA from Rhododendron vialii, 681 nucleotides. RefSeq lists its product as uncharacterized. The transcript is spliced from 2 exons. The record is from RefSeq and is a predicted model, not a curated record. Bases 1 to 681 code for a protein of 226 amino acids. NCBI's taxonomy places the organism in Eukaryota, Viridiplantae, Streptophyta, Magnoliopsida, Ericales, Ericaceae.
AUGAAUGGCUCUGACGGUGUCGUUUGUCUCACCGAAGGCGGGUAUCACUCCACCAUUGCGUCGUGCAACCCUUCGAUGAGAGAAUUCAGGAUUCUUGGAGGGAAUCAUGUGAAUUCCCAGAUUCAGUUUGAUUUGAAUUUUGUUUGUUUAUCUUUCGCAUCGUGGAAAGAGGAUUUCUAUUGGUACAUGUUCUGCCCCGAUGGUGCUGAUGCUAUUCUUGUGUUUCGGAUGACGGAUGAAGUGUUCGAUGCAAAGCCCUUGCCAGAAGUUUGCUCGUUAGACGAUUCCAUACGAAGUGAACUUUUCGUUCUGAAUGAUUCCCUUGCCCGGUUUCUUUGUCCAUUGAAGUGGUCGGAAUCAUCAUUUUCAGCAUGGAAUUUUUCGUUUUCUGUGCGGAAUUGUCCAUUGGAGAAGUGCUUUGACAUUUGGGUUAUGGAUCAACAGGGUGUUGAGGUAUCUUGGACCAAAAAAUUUGCUAUUGGACCUCUCCAGUGGCUUGAAUAUCCAUUGGGAUUUCGGCAAAAUGGUGAGUUCCUCUUGGUGAGUGAUGGUGGACAGAUGAUGUCGUACAACCUUGAUACGCGGCGGAUACAGGAGUAUCAAGUGUACGGUCAUUCUCCUUCACGAUGUUUACAAGUUCUGCUAUACACAGUGUUUGGUUUCAGUCAAGAGACACAAUGA